Medicago truncatula (barrel medic) is the source of this 2286-nucleotide messenger RNA. RefSeq lists its product as uncharacterized. NCBI's taxonomy places the organism in Eukaryota, Viridiplantae, Streptophyta, Magnoliopsida, Fabales, Fabaceae. The coding region runs from base 507 to 2090 and encodes 527 amino acids. The transcript is spliced from 6 exons. The record is from RefSeq and is a predicted model, not a curated record.
AAGUUGUCCUGUCCAAUCAGAUAUGAUGAAAUGCACCCCUAGUGAAUAGUGUAGGAAACAUGAUUUGAAAAGUUUGAACAAACCGCAUAUAUUAAAUUAUGGUUACGGAUGUGACUUCCAUUGUUAAAUGUUUCAUUAAUUAUUUAAUUUAUGGAUACAAGUGGUGUUGGUAUGCACUAUUUUAAUUGUUGUUUGUGUGAAUCAUUGAAUGCAUUUGUGGUUUUUGGAAUUGGAAGCAGUAAUCUCAUUGAAGAAGAACAAGAACAAGAUGUUGGUUUGGUUUCACUUGUACUUUCUCCAUUGAUCACAUUAUUUAUUUAUUUAUUUAUUCCUUUUUGUUCUCUGUUGCAUUUCUAUUGUUGAUGCUUCUUUGGAUUAAUAAUAGUAUUAGAUAAAUUCGUGAUGUGUUUUGUUAUGUUGUUACUGUUUUGUGUUUCAGGAAAUAGUUACUUGCAUUUCAUACAUGGCUUUUAAUCUAUGGAGUUCAUCUUUUGAUCAAGUUUCCUAUGAUGGUAACUACUCUGAGUCUUGAGUGCCACUAUGAUUACUUUCACUGUGGAUAUGAUGAGAUUGAAGAACAUGCCUUGAAUGUGGAAUCAUGUGUUCAAGUUUUGAGAAUUUUGAACACCAAGGCAGAUGUUGAAAUUGAGAAACUCGAAAAUGAUCUCUUGUGCCUUGAGAAUGAUUUGGCCUGUAUUGAGCAUGAAAACUGGCCUGAAAUUUGUUGUAGUGCUUUGACCAAAAGAAUCGACCAACUUGACGCUGCGGUCACCACUUUAAAGAGUGAUCAUACCGAUUAUGUAGCGAUGCAGGUCCUAUUGCAUAGUAAACCUGCUGAGACACUUCAUGAAAUAAUGAAGGCUUUACUUGAAGAUCAUCGGCAAGAUUCACAUGGCAAGCAUCUAGAUGAGAACAUCCUGAAUGUUACUGAACAUGCACCAGACAAUGGUAUCAUAAGGGAGGGAGGAGGUGAAGAUUUUAAAACUUCAGAAAACUCUCAAAGCUCAGAACUUCUUUUUGAGCUUCAUGUAAAGGGAUCGGAUGAUCCCGAAAAACCCGAGGAAUUUCUAGCAAUAUCUCUGGUGAGAAGUCCUGAUGCGGGGGUUGUUGGCUAUGUACCUUACCGCUCUGAGAAGAUGGUAUUAUCUGAUACAUUAGACGAAGAUGUCAGGCAAAGCCAAUUCGCUACUACAGAUACGUGUGAUCAAAGCUUGAAUCUGGUUUUGCCCAAGGAAGAAAAUGUCUGCUCAGAUGAUUAUAGACUUGCAAAUAUCGAAGGGAUGAAUAUGUAUUCUCAUUCCAGAUUUGGUAUUGGCCAACAAGAAGAAAGUGAAAAUUCUGAUUUAGCUAAUAACCUGCAUGAUUUUGUUCCAAAAACUGCAAGAAGAGCCUACGGGGAAGAAUACAAUGCUGCUCCGGAUGAAGAUUUGGUACCCCUACAAACUGUUUAUCCUCUAAAUUUUUGUUUUUCUGAUACAGAAUCAGAAUUUGAUGUUAACUUCAGCAAGUCCUUUGAACAUUUCCCUUCAAAGUUGAAAGCUCGGGAAAAGAAGAAACCUGAAUUUGAGGCAUGUCUUGCUAGAGAACCACUUAACAGUCCCACAUCAGUUAUUCCAAGUACGUCUAUGAAUGUAUCAACCAAGAGGCAGCGUAAACCGGAAACAUGGACUGCUUAUACAGUCUUAAACGAGCCGACGAACAGUAAAAUUACUUGGAGGGCGAUGCAACCGGGCCAGGAUGAAAUUGAUGGUAAUGAUGUUGUUCUUUAUGACAGUGACUACGGAUCAACCAAGAGGCAGCGGACACUGAAAAGUCGUCCUGCUGGUACGAUCGUAAUUGAUGAUAAUGCUAUUGUUCUUUAUGAAGGUGGCAUAACAAAUUCAGAUAGGGUUCCGACGGAUAAUGCAAGCCAAUAUAAUGGCAAGGAGCUUUCGUUGGUGGAUUACCAUAAUGAGAGAUCACAAACCUUAAUGAAAGAGACAUUGGUCGUGUUGAAGUCCAUGGCAAAGAAGCACAAAAUAAAAGGUUACUAUAAGCUUAAUAAAGCUGAUUUGGUUGAAGAAUUAGUUAAGCAAUUCAGUAGCCGUUGAACUUACCAUCUUCCGGUUUAAUAGUGGUAGCUCAUUUUGUCAUGUUUUCUAGGCAUCAUUUUUUUGGUUAGGUCCGGUGCUUCCAUGGAAUUUGAUUUAGGUUUCUAACAUAGUUGUUGAAAAUGUGUUGGCAAGCUAAAAUGAAUCUUGUGACAAGAUUUUGUUCAACCUAUUGUAUAUGAAAGAAGGUACAGAU